Molecule: messenger RNA, 1350 nt
Organism: Aaosphaeria arxii CBS 175.79
Lineage: Eukaryota; Fungi; Ascomycota; Dothideomycetes; Pleosporales
Exons: 3
Coding region: 221-1276 (351 amino acids)
Source: RefSeq, a predicted model, not a curated record
CCAUCAAUUUCGCGUCAUGUCUCACGCUUGCAGCGACAUAGGCGGGGCAUAUAAUGACACUUGAAGAGCCGGUCGUUGAAGUUUCAGGACGGUUCAACGCCUCGACUGCUUUCGAGGAACCAUCUUCCCAGUCAUUGCGGGAGGCACCGUGCUACUGAACACCCGUUCGUUUGUUGGGUUCGUAGCUCAUUGAUCUAAAAGUCUGUGACAAGAUAUCACGAUGUCUGCAGCAGGGACAACUGUACUGCCGCCAUACUCGAACAAGGCGAGCUUGUAUAUUGCUCCAGUAUGGACUUUGACAGCGAUUGCUUUGCCUUUGGUUAUCCUACGUAUCGCAUCCCGACUGAAAAGAACAAAAUCUCUGUACAUCGAUGACUGGCUCAUCUUGGUUGCAGAGAUCCUUUCGCUCGUGAAUGUAUCCUUAGGCACAGCGGCUGUCGCUUACGGCUGGGGAAAGCCAAUCGCAUAUGUCAUCCAGAACUGGCCCCUUCUACAAAAACUGCAAUUCUCUCUGCAAACCGUAUGGAUUAUCACUCUGUGUCUUGUCAGAGUAUCGAUUGCGUUCUCCUUAUUAAGGUUCGGAACCGAGAGAUCUUGGAAAUACCCGCUCUACUUCCUCAUUGGAUUUCAAUGCGUAAUCUCGUCCAGCUACAUUGUCAUCCAAUUUGCGCAGUGUAAACCACUCGGAUGGGCGUGGGAACAGAUCCCCGCGAAAUGCUGGGAUCCGCAGCCCAUCAUCACGUAUGGUUGGGUGAUAGGAGGUAUCUAUGUGGCGAUGGAUUUCGUUCUAUCGUUCAUGCCCAUCCGCCUCAUUCGAACCCUCAAUCGCCCAACCGCUGAGAAAUUCCUGAUCUCAUUUCUCAUGUCACUUGGUCUUUUUGCAACCGUCGUCUGCGCAUUGAAGAUGACCACAUUCAAUGAUUUUGGCAAGGGUGACCCGAAUCAAGAGACGAUCAAGCCUUCCAUGUUGACCAAGCUUGAAGAGCUGGUCGGUAUAAUUGCCGUGUGUCUACCCAGCCUCAAGUCACCAGCACAAAACGUUUUGAAAAAGGCGGGCUUCCUCAAAUCGCACGAACUCACCCGCCCCAGCUUUGUGAACACGAUACCACUGUCUGAGCGACACAACAUGGGAGGCCGCGAAGAAGACCAGAAUAGCGAUGGCGCGGACUCAUUGCCACCCAAGGACGAUAUCCGUGUUGACUCGGUCAACGUCAAGCCAGGCAGUGCAGACUCAGCGACCAGAAAUCAAAGAAAAGAUGCUUGGCAACUGGUUUAGCUAUAAGUGAAAUUGAAGUUAUUCUUUCCCGCGCUAUGGAUAGUUUUGAGCGAUUGGUAUUUUUAUGAUGGUUA